UGCCUAGUUAGAGUAGUCGGUGACAAAUCUUGAGAACUCACAUUUCCAACAUGAAUUUACUACUGUUUUUGUGCAUCGUUUUACUAAUUGGCUCAGCUGAUGUGUGGCUCACUUCCAGCUCGCUCCAUUUCGGAGAUCAAGAGGACAUGACCCUCAUCAGCCGGUUUGAAACAGAUAUCAGAACCCAAGUUACCUGGUUCAAACAGGAUCUCAGCGGAAAUGUGACAUUGGUAAAGUUAUUCAGUCAGCAAGCUUAUCCAAAUCACGACCGUUAUUUUGUCUCGGUUGACGGCUCCAAUAUCAUGUUGACGGUUACCCAAAUUACCGCUGAGGACUCGGGACGAUACUUUGCAGUGAGGCUUAACGGCUUGAACUUCGAGGCAGGAACUAUACAGGACAUCGCCGUGACAGACCAACUUGCCGUCCCGGUAAUGCGUGUGUUCCAACAGUCGGGACCGGUGCGCGUGUUUCUUUGCGAGGUAAUCGGUGGCGGGCAGGGAUGGAGCAAACCAUACUGGAUGGGGGUUGACGGACAAAACAUGACAGUGGAUAGCGAGAUGAUCAGAUCGUUUGACGAAAACGGUUUGUUCACUCAAUCAACCAUCCUCAUCCCGUCAUUGGCAGACGGAGUAAAGGCCGCCAUGUGUGUGUGUCGUCGGGAGAGCACAGGAACCAUGAUCCAAUCCGGUAUACAAAUACUAACAACCAAGAAGGUGACGGGUUCCUGUGAUAUCCUGCUGUACGUGGUUCUCCUGACCUGCCUGCUGCUUCUGCUGGCCGGCGCAGCGGCUGCUGUGCGGGCCACGAGGAGCGGGUGUGUCACCGCCUAUAGGUUAUCUCGGAGGAGCUGAAUAUUUCGCUAUAGCAUGGGCUAAAAUAAAAUGAGAUUAUAAAGUAAAGAUACAUUUAUAAUCCAUAGGCCUAAUCGAAUAAUUUGCUAUAUGUGGUGUGUGUUCUCACAUAUGGCUGCUGCAGUUUAAUUUCAAUAAGGCAUGUCGUUUUAGCAGACGCCCUUGAAAGGUUAGAUUAAAAAACACAAUAAUAUCUGAAUGCAGUCACAAUUUAAAAAAGAAUGUGGGAUAUGAAUAAAUUCGGCUGUACAAAGAUGAAAUGUGUAGCCUAUAACUGAAUAGGCUAUUGCCCCCCUCCGUGCGCCUCAACAGCCUAUAACAAAUGCUAUGACAUAUUAUAUCUUCCUAAUGUGUUUUAUAAUCUAACCUAGCCCUAACAUCUAGGCUAGUAGGGUAUGGCUAUACGAUGUGCAUUUUACAGAUAAAAUAAUAAAAUAAAUACAAAUAUGUAAACGUUGUGUUAGAACGGUGUUGCAUUGCCAGAUACACAGGCCCGUAGAGAUUACCCUCGCGGCUCGCAGGGACGGGGGGCCAAAAAAAAAAAGCUUCUGAAAAAGUUCAGAAGCUCCAUAUCUCAAGAGAAGCUGUCAAGUCUGGCCAUCCUUAGCAUAGAGAAUACACAUGCACGCAGUUUAUAUGUAAAGAGCGUGGCUAAAGACUUUGCACACAGAUUUGCUAAAAGACGCGCACAGCCUAUUCACCUGCAAACCUGUAGAAAGUAGCCUACCGGUGUAUCGACUAUAUGUAGGCAUAUUUGUUGUGUUGUUGUAACAUAUGUUCUGUUUGAGCUGUUUGAUAGGCCCUAGCCUAUGUUUUUUUUCUGUUGGA
Messenger RNA from Hypomesus transpacificus, 1679 nucleotides. RefSeq lists its product as uncharacterized. The record is from RefSeq and is a predicted model, not a curated record. NCBI's taxonomy places the organism in Eukaryota, Metazoa, Chordata, Actinopteri, Osmeriformes, Osmeridae. The transcript is spliced from 4 exons. The coding region runs from base 51 to 851 and encodes 266 amino acids.